Messenger RNA from Colletotrichum phormii, 6366 nucleotides. Its product is annotated as peptidase family C50. Bases 96 to 6083 code for a protein of 1995 amino acids. Gene Ontology annotation, molecular function: cysteine-type endopeptidase activity; protein binding. Gene Ontology annotation, cellular component: mitotic spindle; mitotic spindle pole body; nucleus. The transcript has 2 exons. The record is from RefSeq and is a predicted model, not a curated record. NCBI's taxonomy places the organism in Eukaryota, Fungi, Ascomycota, Sordariomycetes, Glomerellales, Glomerellaceae. Gene Ontology annotation, biological process: meiotic chromosome separation; proteolysis.
CUCCCGCCCAACCUUCGACCCCGUGCCGACGACAGAAUUCAGGCGACGACCUACGAAAGCCCCAGAACAAACGGCCCCUGAGGCGGUCCAACUCCAUGCCCAUGACCCCGAUGCAGCCACGUUCACUCAACAGAACCUCCACCUCACCCAUAACUACACCGAAGCCCACGAAAAGCGCGACCGCAACGAUUCCCACAGUCACCUGCCUUGCGACGGUAGAGUGCCUACGAGCUGCGUUUGCGUGUUUGAGAUCGCUUCAUACCUCUGGCGCAGUGCAACUGCCAGACCUGCAACUCGAGAGUGGAAUAUCUUCUUUCGUUGGCAAGCUUGUCGGACUAGACCUCCAGGAGCACGCGCUGCGGGAGCUGACGCUUUUGAGGCAAAGAAUCGACGCAAUGGCUCCCUCAACGAAACCGAAGACGAAAGCAGCCAAAACAACCGCGGCAACCACAAAAGUCAAAGGUCUCGCAGAAAUCUUGGACUUUGGUGAUGCCAAGUUCUCCGGCCCAACUCUGGGUCUGGUCAUCACGACUCAGAUGCAGAUCCUGCGUCUGAUGUCUGCAAACAAGAAACCGGCCACGAUCGAGGCAGCAUUGCCAUACUUGGUCCCUUCCCAUCCGACUUCACCCAUCAACCUCCUCCUUGAAUCCGCGAAAGAGGCCGGCCAGAAGACAAAGGCUGCCCGACAGCUCGACCUUCUUUCACAGCUUCUCCUCUCUUUGGCCCCGAGCUUAGCAAGCAAAGACGACGACGUUGCCAUGGACCGCCGCCUAAGCUGCUCUCCGGCCACCGCACUGGAAUUGCAAGCUCUAGGAUUGGAGGCGCGUCUGCAUUGGUGGCCCAUGGCCGGCCACAAGGCAGAUGUUGACAAGGACAUCAUUUCACCGCUUUCUCGAUGCAUCACCUCAUACAUUCGCAGGGUCAAGACUGACUCGGCCGGUGCCUACCGCAAGUCUUUCAACGCUUUCGAUCGCAUCAUCGCCAUGGUCAAGAGCCAGCACCUGGAGCCGAUGCUCGCUUCGAAGUCGCCACUCGUUGUGAUUUACCAGGCUUUGGGCACGGUGGCUCAGACUGCGCGCCAUUACAAGGAAGCAGCCGAGUGGAUUUCGAAGAUCAAGGGGACUCUGAACCCGGCCAAUGAUUCACCGGCAAAGUGCUGUGCGAUUGCUGCGCAGCUCGUCGCUGUUUACGGGAAACAGACGCCGCUACCCCUGGAGGAACUAUCCGCGCACCUGAAGGAAGUUUAUGACGCGCUUCAGGGGACACUGAAGGGUGACGUUACGGAACUGGAAGAGCUCAUGGUCAAUCUAUCAGCUGCUCGUAGGUCGGCGGUGGGGAUUUUGGCUAGUAAACUCACGGGUCAAUCUCAAAGCAUAGACGAACUCCUCAACAACCUCGUUAUUCAAUUUCCCCGAUUCGCUCUUCGAUGGCUAGGAAAGCCGCCAGCAAAAGACGCUUCCCCCAAGGAUCACGUACGCUAUGAUUCGAGAAAGCAGCUACUACUCACUUCGAUAACCCAAAUUCUCGACUCGGCCCUGAUGGUUGCCAAAUCUCAGCUCGACGACGACAAGAUGACCUGGGCAGUGCUCGACGGCCUGCUUCAAGAGUGUCUUAUGCUCUUGGACUUUUUGGGCGACGCGAGUAUUGCCCUCUCGAAAGCGGACUCUUCAAAUCUCUACCACGUCAAACUCUCGCACCUCUACUUCAUGUUCUUUAACUGGUAUCGCCGAAACGCAGACUCUAAACCCGGAGAUAAGACUCCCCUUCGAGCUCUGAGACGAUCUGUGGAUUGUGUCAAGGACCGGUCUUCUGAGGAGAAGGAGAAGGCACAAACGACAGCCAAACUCGAGUACUUUGCGGACCUGUGUAAGCAGGCCGGCCGAGUCAACGACGCUCGAGACGCGUUGAAGCUCAUUUGCACGAACAUGGUCGAAGACGGAGUGUUGUCUACAGUGGCUGCCUCUUUGGCUGAGAGCUCCCCUGCAGUGGCUUGGAGCGCCAGCGUCAAGGCCGAGUCAUUGUCAAGGACAAUAGGUACGAUGGUCAAGCUUGAUCAAUCCUGGAAUGAUUGGACUUUCUUCCUUGCGGACGUUGAGCGGGCCGCGGUUUUGGAGCGCAUCAUUCAACUCAUCCUCUCCAACUCAUCUAGCGAUCCCAAGCCCAACGACAUCAAGGAUCCGGUCACCGAGGCUCUUUUGAGGAUCUACGCGUCCGACCGCUUUCCGGUCCGCCGCCUCCGGACAUUGCUACAACUGCUCACCAUGUCAAUCGGCGACAAGGACGAGUUUCAAAGCCUUCGAGAGCAAGCGGAGGCUGCUUUGCAGCUCUGUCGUGAUCACAACUUUGGCGACGACGUUGGUCUGGCUGGAUACGUCCCUGACCUAGAGGCAGGUCUCUCGUCCACGUUGGCUCUUGUUGCAACAGAGACAGAAUGGCGUACGGCCGACUUCGAAGAGUCAACAAGCAUCUGGCGCACGAUUAUCAACCAGUGCCAGACCAAGGAUGAUCUUUUGUCAAAAGUUAGCGACACUGAGGGACUCGUCAGGCAGCUUAACUCUAUUGCAGAAUACGCAAGACUCAGGGGCGAGGACGAGUUCUUGUUGUCCGUUUUGACAUUGUGUGCCGACAUUGCGUCCAAGCUGUCCGACUCCUCCACGGACCUACUUCUCCAGGCGCAUAGCAACCUCGCGGACCAGUACACACAUCUCGGUUAUUCCGAAAAAGCCGAGGAGAUUCUUAACAAAGCCAAGAAACUCGCAGAAACCACCGCCGCCAACCCAGACUUUGGUGCUGUCAACCUCCAGAUCUCCCUUACUGAGUAUCAGCUGGCAAACCAAAACUCUGAUGCGGCUCACAAGAUGCUCCUGCAAGGCGAAGUUACCUUUGAGAAGUCUUCAAAUGCAAGAAAGGCUCCCAGGCUCCAAAGAAAGUUGCUCAUGGCAAGAGCUGCCUUUCUCUCUUCCCGAAUCAAAUGGGAAAAGGGCGAGUACCAACAUGCUUUGUUCCACGCCAAGACUGGAGUCCGCAUCUUAUUUCAGGACUGGACGAAACUAGAGGCUCGCUGGAAAGAUGCGCCCAAAGCAGAGUCUAAGCAGACCUCGAGAGAAGGUUCUCCUGAUGCGGAGGAAAGUCUUAUCACGACUGACGUCUCAACGAAUCUGAUCGAGCUAUCCGACGGCCCCGACAGCUGGGCCCUUACUUGCGGUCUGCUGAGAGCCAUGCUGCACCUUUCUUCAGUCUACGCUCACCUGGGAAUGUUCCAAGAGACUGUCUAUUACGCAGAGAAGGCGCACCAGGUUGCCAACGCCACAAAUGCCUCCAUCUACAGGGCUCAGGCUGCUACUUGGAUCGGUUCAGUAUGGUUAAAGGCCUGCAAACUCGACAAGAGCCUUGGCUACUUGAACGAAGCUAGACAGCUCAUGGCCACGGCUGUCAAACCAACACGUCAGGCGUUCCAGCUAGCUUGUGAGUUGAGUGCUUCGUUCGGAGAGAUGAAGGACCACGAGAACGAGACCCUACUCCUUGAGCUUGCCGAAGUCACACUUGGGACUUUGAACAGCAGCAACCGAGGCGCAAUUACUGGUGUGAACGAUGAGCAAGUAGUCACUAAGAUGGCCAAGCUCACGCUCAAGGCACCGGCUACGCGUAGGACACGAGCGACCAAGCCAGCGGUCCCCACAGCGACCAGAGCCACGAGAGUUACAAAGAGAGUGGCAGCACCGAAGACGAAAGCUGCUGCUGCUCCUCCCAAGACCGCCGUCGUUGCCGCAAACGAUAGCACAUCUGACCUCAAGGCUUCCAUGCUGUUGUACAAAGCACUUGUCCACCUUAGCAAGGGCGACUGGGCUGCUGCAGCAGACCUUCUGGAGGAGGCGAAGCAGAUUUCCAGCAGCUUGCGGGAGUCUCUGCGAGUCCAGAUUGGCGAGGCCACCUGUUUGAUUGAACAGGGCAUCAAGCAGAUGGAGGGCGAUUCUGUCUUCUCGGUCGUGAAGGAAUCGACCAUCUCUUACCCGUCCAUCCACGCUGCUCCCGACAAAAAUAACACGGACAAGACGCAACCGACGGGAUCCUCUCCACGGAAGGCUCAAGGCCGAGCUACCUCUGCCGAGCGCAAAAUGAUGAAAGAAAACGCAACCUUUGUCGAAACUUUGGAACAAGCGCAAGCUCAGCUGAUGGAAGCUCAAGCUGCCGCUGCUAUUUCAGGAAACGGACACCUGGUUCAUCGCAUCUCAGCGUUGCUUCAGAGCACGGGCAUUUUCCUAUCGGCAGCCUCUCAUCGGACGCCAAGAAAUAUGGGAGGCUUUGGAUAUGCCACCUGCUCUGUCGAGUUUGCACGAAAUCUGACUUGGAAACGGGAGCGAAACACCGUGGCUACGGAUCAACUCAAUCCCAGCUUCAGCGAGGCGGGCUGGCCACUUGCUCUUACGCUAAAGGAUGAUAGACGGGCCAGCAUUAUCACUGUUGACGACAUGGCGAGAUUCCAGCGCGACUACAUUGACAUCAUUCCUGAAGCGUGGAGUGUCUUGUCGAUCGCGCUGAGUGACAACCGCAAGGAUCUGUGCAUCACCAAGUUACAGUCCGGCCAGAGCCCCUUUGUCUUGCGACUUCCGCUGGAGCGUGUGGCUUCUCGUGAUGGCGAAGACGAGCUAUUCGACUUCCAGCAUGGACACGACGAGCUCAUGGAUAUUAUUCAGGCGACCAACGCGAGUUGCCACAACUCUGGUGACUACUCUGCAAAAGGGGCCAAGUCAGCAUGGUGGGCUCAGCGCGAAAACCUGGACAACAGGUUCAAGGAUCUCCUCGACAAUGUUGAACAAGUCUGGCUCGGCGGGUUCAAGGGCAUCUUCUCUCAACACCGUCAUCGCGCUGAUCUCAUUGCCCAGUUCCAAAAGGCCUUCUCCAAGAUUCUCGACAAGCAUCUGCCUUCACGUAGGCAAGUUCGAGGGAAAAAGACUAGCAAGUCCCCCAAGAUUACCUUGGAGCCGCGUAUCCUCGAUCUUUUUGUCGGUCUAGGAGAUCCGUCUGUGCCGGACAGCGAUCUUGAGGAGCCUUUGAACGAUCUUCUCUACUUUGUUGUGGACAUUCUCCAGUUCCAUGGCGAGAGAAACGCCUACGAUGAGAUUGACUUUGACUCCAUGGUCUUGGAGACGUUUGAUGCCCUUCAAGCGUAUCAUACCGCAGCCAAGACUUCGGAGCCCGAGGAAGGCGCACAUAGCAUUCUGAUACUCGACAAGGCUCUCCAUGCUUUCCCUUGGGAAUCGCUCCCGUGCAUGGAGGGGCUGGCGUUUUCACGUGUCCCAUCAUUGUCCUGUCUGCGUCGACUGCUCCUAGAGCAGCGUGAAGCCCAGGAUUCUGAUGAAGAGGAAGUCCAUCACCGACACGCUGUCUCUCCUGUCGGUGGCACAUACAUUUUGAACCCCGGUUCCGACCUCAAGAACACUCUCGCCACUUUUGAAAAGCCCCUGAAAGAAAAGUUGGGCGAGUCCUGGACGGGCAUCAUCUCGCGCGCGCCGACCGAGGACGAGUUCGAGGGAGCGCUCAAGAAGUCAGACAUUCUCCUCUACUUUGGCCACGGCAGCGGCGCGCAGUACAUUCGAGGCAAGACGAUUCGCAGGCUGGAGAAGUGCAAGGCGGCGGCGCUGCUGAUGGGAUGUAGCUCGGCCUCGCUGCAGAGCGUCGGCGAGUACGAGUGUCACGGCCCCGUGUGGAAUUACAUGCUCGCGGGGUGCCCCGCCGUCGUGGGCACGUUGUGGGACGUGACGGAUAGGGAUAUUGACCGGUACGCGGGCCGGCUGUUUGAGGAAUGGGGACUGAUGAAAAGGGGCACGUUUGUUGAGGAUAGCUCGAAGAAGAAGGGCAAGGGCAAGGGGCUUUUUGCGUCUGCUACUGCUGCUACGGAGAAGAAGGGCAAGGCCAAGAAGGAGGCGACGAAGGCCGCUACCAGGCGUGGGAACGCGUCACUCGUGGAGGCCGUCGCUAGGGCUAGGGACGCCUGUCGAUUUAGGUACAUCACGGCUGGCGCGGUAUGUGUAUACGGCAUUCCGGUGUAUAUUGGCAGGGACAAGGCAGCCGACGGUGCUUAAAGGGGUUUUACUGUUGAUUGGUGUCUUUUUCGGGGAAAUACUUCGGGAAAAGGGGGAAGUCUUGGUGUUUUGGUGUUUGUUCGUAUUCUACCUAGGUUGGGCAGGGAGAAAACCGGAAGCAUAGAUUAGCAUUGCAUUGGAACGUGGAGUUUUUGGAUUCAACGUUGCUGUCAUUGUCAAUAUGGACGGGUUUUCCGGGAGGUACGGUAGGCAUUCAGGGUUCGCGGGAUAUUGUGACUGGUGUCCCCUCCCCCCGCUGUCGUAACUAUAGUGUUUCUUUUGA